This is a messenger RNA of Acanthosepion pharaonis, 900 nucleotides long. NCBI's taxonomy places the organism in Eukaryota, Metazoa, Mollusca, Cephalopoda, Sepiida, Sepiidae. The record is from the annotation of a GenBank genome assembly.
AUGGCAGAAGAGGAAUUAUCUCUUUUAGCAGAAAUAUUCUGUUUUCCCGGAGAACUGGUUCACUGGCGAUCCGGGGAUGCAAUCCAUGUUAAUGUGAAAAUAUCUGAACCAUGUGCUCAAAUGGGAUCCCAUGAUGUUCUGAAUAAUUUUGUUCUGCCAUUAGAUUAUCCUUCAAACAGCAUUUCAGAAAUAAAUAUCACAUCCUCUUCUUUGCCAGCUGAUUUUAUCAAUCGGAUCAAAGAAAAGCUGCAAAUACAUGCAGUCACACGUAGAGGUGAACCUAUGUUGCUGGAACUUAUAGAGUUGUCUAAGGAAAGUUUAAAUAAACUCCAUAAUCAAACUGAUCUGUGCCAACAUUUAGAUAAGGCAAACAUCCAACAGAAGAAAUGUUUGCAAGCUGAAGACAUCCAGUCAUGCACUGAUCCAGAUUCUACUGAGAAAAGACAAGCAAACUGCAGCUCUAUACAAUAUAAGGGACUAUGGAUUACAUUAAUUCAGCUUGACCAUAUGCGAUCAAAGUCCAAGUAUACAAAAAUCAUCAAAAACUGGUCCAAAUACUUCAAUUUAUCUGGACGCCUGAUAUUUUGCCAGAAGCUUAUCCUUAUUUUGCUGUUGGGUGAUCGUGAAAAUCUGAAGACUUAUUUGGUACAGCACAAAACUGCUUGUGUCGAUGUUGAUUCUCGAGGGCACAGCUGUAAAGAAAGAAUGAUGACUGUCUUAACAGAAGAACCUUACACAGCCACAGUAAAGGAAGGCAAAAACAUGGGGUUUUCUGAUUUUCAAGCUGUAGAAUGUUCCAAUAUGGCUGAAGUAGAAAAUAUAUUCAAAACUUACAUGUUGCACUAUUUUUGUCAUUCUCUGUCUGUCUGUCUCGUUAACACUCCUCCUCCUCUCUUUUAA